CCCCAGGUUGUGUGUAUCUGUCGGGGGGUGGGGGUGCAGCCCCGGUCCCCCGCCCCUUCCCGCAGGCUGUAGGGCUUGGUCGGGGGUUUGCGGCCCUGGAUGGCGGGUAGCAGGCCCGGCGCUGGCGGCAGGCGGAAGGGCAGUGGCUGGCUGGGCGCGGCACAGCGAGCCCGGGGCAGGGCAGAGCCCGGCCCGUCAUCACUUCCCCACGGCUGCAGCGGCGGGGCGCGGAUGCCCAGAGGCGGCUGGUGCGCUCCGCGCUGACCUCGGUCCCGCUGUGUUGGUGUCGCUGCAGAGAUCCUCCUCCUCCCCCGCGCCGCCCGGCUGCAGCAGCAGGCACCAGCCGCGGGCACCAGCCGCCACCAUGAGCUCCUGCAGCUCGGACAAGUCCCAGAGCAGCUCGGCCUGCAACACCCCGCUCACCCCGGCGCAGCAGCAGGCGGCGGCGGUCGGCGCCGAGCAGGACUGGGCGGCGGCCAAGGCUUUCUACGACAACCUGGUCUCCACCAAGAGACCCCGACCGCCUAAGCCCCAAAAUGCCACCACUGUGGCAGUCUCCUCCCGGGCUCUCUUUGACAUGGUGAAAGACAGGAAAAUCUACGAAGAGGAAGGGGUGGAAACCUAUGUGAAGUACCAGGAGGAAAACGAGAACGUCCCCCUGAAGCCUGGGCCAGCUUUCUAUUUUGUCAAGGCACUAGAACAGGUCAAUGCCCGGCUUCGUGAGCUUUACCCUAAUGAUGAAGAGCUAUUUGAUAUUGUUCUGAUGACUAAUAACCAUGCCCAAGUGGGAGUGAGACUCAUAAACAGCAUCAAUCACUAUGGUUUAUCGAUUGAACGCUUCUGUAUGACUGGUGGAGAAAGCCCUAUUGGUUACCUAACAGCAUAUCUUACCAACUUAUACCUUUCUGCUGACUCUGAAAAAGUCCAAGAAGCUAUAGAAGCAGGCAUUGCAUCUGCUACAAUGUUCACUGCAAAUAAAGACAUACCUUACUGUGAUAAGCAGCUGAGGGUGGCGUUUGAUGGGGAUGCUGUUCUCUUUUCUGACGAAUCAGAGCAGAUUGUCAAAGAGCAUGGAUUAGAUAGAUUUUUUGAACACGAACAGAUGAAUGAGAAUAAGCCCCUUGCACAGGGUCCUUUGAAAGGUUUUCUGGAAGACUUAGGGAAGCUGCAGAAGAAAUUUUAUGCAAAAGACGAACGAUUAGAUUGUCCUAUAAGGACCUACCUCGUCACAGCUAGAAGCGCAGCAAGUUCUGGAGCCAGAGUGCUGAAGACUCUCCGUAGCUGGGGUUUGGAGAUUGAUGAGGCACUUUUCCUUGCAGGAGCUCCUAAAGGACCGAUUUUGGUGAAAAUACGGCCUCAUAUUUUCUUUGAUGAUCAGAUGUUUCACAUUGAAGGAGCACAACAACUGGGUACUAUAGCAGCACAUGUACCUUAUGGCAUUGGUCAGAAGUACAACAAAUCCAAACCUAAAGAUGACACUGUUAAAAAAUAGCUUCCCUUUAACUUAGACAGCCUCUAACACAUCAAUAGUUAAGUCUGAAAACUCUACCUUUGUAUAUUAUAAGGAGUAUGUUUAAAGAUUUGACCUCGGUAGCUAAAUAAGUUUUAAAAGGAAAUAUUUUUAAUAUAAGUUUUUUUAAAUAGUACUCUUGAACACUUUUUGGUUUGGUUUGCUAGGUCUAGCACUGUCGUUUUUUAAUAUUAGGAAAAGUCUUGUAUUGAUUUUAUAGUUUAAACUAUAUUUUAAAGACAUAUAUAUAUGUAUAUAUAUGUCUUUAAAAUAUAUAUGUGUGUGACUUCUCUGAAAGUGUUGUAAAUGGGUUAUUUAUAACGUGAAUCAUGCUGCAUAAAGAAUAUUUACAGGUUAUUUUUGAAAAGACCAAAAACGUGGUGCGAGUAUGUUUACCUAUUCAGGGUCAGUUUGUUGAAUAUGUGCUCAGUGAUUGUGUCAUCAUGAAUCUUUGAUCUGUAUGGGUGAUUUGUAAUUCCAGUGGAAACUGUUAGUUUGUGUGGCCUUGUGUUUACAGGAACCCUUUAUUUUUCUAAACUAUUUUUCCUACUCGAAUA
Messenger RNA from Terrapene triunguis (Three-toed box turtle), 2067 nucleotides. Its product is annotated as cytosolic 5'-nucleotidase 1A-like. Gene Ontology annotation, biological process: adenosine metabolic process; nucleotide metabolic process. The record is from RefSeq and is a predicted model, not a curated record. The coding region runs from base 365 to 1492 and encodes 375 amino acids. Gene Ontology annotation, cellular component: cytoplasm; cytosol. Lineage: Eukaryota; Metazoa; Chordata; Testudines; Emydidae. Gene Ontology annotation, molecular function: nucleotide binding; 5'-nucleotidase activity; magnesium ion binding. The transcript is spliced from 6 exons.